Messenger RNA from Stegostoma tigrinum, 584 nucleotides. RefSeq names its product protein S100-A1-like. Gene Ontology annotation, molecular function: calcium ion binding. The transcript is spliced from 3 exons. NCBI's taxonomy places the organism in Eukaryota, Metazoa, Chordata, Chondrichthyes, Orectolobiformes, Stegostomatidae. The coding region runs from base 167 to 472 and encodes 101 amino acids. The record is from RefSeq and is a predicted model, not a curated record.
UCGGACUACACUCAGAGCCUAUAACUUUGGGGAGCAUGCGGUUAGCACUUUGUGUGAAGGGAGCGUGAGGACUGGGGCUGGCCGGUGCUCUGUAAAAACUCCAGCUAACUAUCAGGACGGUCCCCAUUCACUGCGGCUCUCUCUCAAUCACAGGCACUGCAUCGAGAUGCUCUCCCAGCUGGAAGGUGCCAUGGACGACAUCAUCAAAGUUUUCCACAAAUAUUCAGGAAAGGAGGGGGACAAGUACCUUCUGGCCAAGGCUGAGCUGAAGGACCUGCUGAAAGGUGAACUUGGAGCUUUCCUCAAGUAUCAGAAAGAUCCCAAUUCUGUGGACAGCAUCAUGAGGGACUUAGAUAUGAACCGAGAUGGCCACGUGGACUUCCAGGAGUUUGUUCACCUAGUAACAGCUCUCACUAUCGCCUGCAAUGAUUUCUUUGUGGAGUACCUGAAGAAACAGGGCAAAUUAUGUUGAGCUGGAUGAUGAUGUGAAUGUGGUAAUGAGGGUAGAAAUGGUGAAGAGAUCUCAGGAUUCAUUCUGCAAUCUGGGAUACUGUUUCAAUAAACUGGGAUAUUGUUUCAAUAAA